This is a messenger RNA of Brassica napus (rape), 1092 nucleotides long. RefSeq lists its product as uncharacterized. Bases 316 to 930 code for a protein of 204 amino acids. The record is from RefSeq and is a predicted model, not a curated record. NCBI's taxonomy places the organism in Eukaryota, Viridiplantae, Streptophyta, Magnoliopsida, Brassicales, Brassicaceae. The transcript has 2 exons.
UGUUUUCAUCUUGAACAAAAAAAAAUUCAUUUUUACUCUUCUGGAUAUCAUCAUGUGAUAGACAGAUGAUGAUUGUGUGGUGAGCAUUGCAGGUGCGAUAAAACCAUUGUCACACCAGUUUGGAUGGAGAGCUCUUCUGUGGCUGGUCUUGUCCAAUCAUCCUUCUUUUGGGGUUAUGCCUUGAGCUAGUUGCCUGGUGGUUUGGCUUUCCAAGAUUUUUGGCGGCAGGUUUGUCUUUUUUUUUCCCUCUAAGCUCUUCAAAUGCUUUCUUCGUUUUCUCUAAUGCAGAAAAGUGCUUGAGAUUGGUGUAUCUACAUGGUCUUUUGCCACAGCUCUUGUUCCACUACUUGCUGGUUUUAUGCCCGGGUUGAUUUUUUCUCGGAUCUUGAUCCAGUGAUGGCGGCUACUGGAAGAUCAAGCGCUUCGUCAGUCCUCCGCCCUCUCUCUCCUUCCGAUAAAAUCAACCUCCGUUUAAAGAGGCUUUCCACCGCAACCGCCGUUCCGAGGAAGCGAAAGUGUCGGUGCUCUCCCACGUCGUCGCAAACUGGAUCGUCCCGCUGCUCUAUUCACCGCCGAUUAGAAAUCGUGAAGCUACUAGCUAAUUUGAAGCCGAAGCGAAGGAGAUCUACCAGUAUCGCGACGACGACGAGUAGUAGUAGUUCGGGAUCGAAUGAGAAGAAGAUCGGAACCCUAGGUUUGAAGGCGAGGCGAAGGAGGAGCGGUGGUAUCACGACGAGUGAUUCGGGGCUGAAUCUGAGGAAAACGGCUCUGGUGAAUUCGCUCGCGGGGUUGGGGACUGUGGAGGCGGAGCGGUGUAGGAAGUACUUGAAGGAGAGUAUGGCUAAACCGUUGUCUCUCCGGUUCCGUUGCAAGUACCGGCCACGGCCACGACCGAGCCGGUUCUACGCAUUGCAUAAAGAUCAAGAUUAAAUUUUCAUUUUAAUGUUUCUUGCGUUCCAAGGAAGUUAUGUUUUGGUCUUCCUUGGCGCGCACUAAAUCAAAAACUAGGGCUCGAUUUAGUAGUAUUAUCAUAUCAGUUUGUGUUCUUAAUUUUUUUUUUUAUUAUUAGUGAGAAUCAUAAGUCAUAACCUA